AGCGCAUUUGCUACGUUACUGUGACGCCAUAUUGACUUCUUGUCCAAUGAACGGUGUCGCUAUCAGCAAGCAGCAGGUGCCGACCACUUUAGCGGGUUUAGUCAAUUCGUAAAUUUGAUACUGCCCGAGUUAGUUAGGUUUAUAUUUAUCUUUAAGAGAGGCUACAGCCCAUACAUUUGCUUAUUGCUUCUACUGUAUCAAUUUUAUGAGUAAUUUAAAUACAGCUAGAGAUGGAACUCGUACCUAACAAAAAAUUUGGUGUCCCCUAAAGUAAAGUUUAACCUGACCCCUGUGGCUCGGGGGGAUUAGAAUACGACCACGGUAUCCCCUGCCUGUCGUAAGAGGCGACUAAAAGGGGUCACACACACACAGACUCAAGCAAAAAAUUGUAAAAGUAUGGCAAAUGUAUGAAACAAUGUAAAAUGCAAAAGGGAAUGAGAUUUGAAAAAAGGCGCGUAAAGCGCGCGUGGCCGAAAAUGUUCGUUGGGCAAAAGGGGACAGUAAAAGUCCCCCAAGUACGCCACCCGGAGGAAACGGGAUAUAAAAAUGCAUCCUUUUUUCCCGAACCGGGGAAAAUUAAAGUAAAGUAAAGUUUAACCUCAUAUUCUAUGAAAAAAAGCGUUAGUUAUAAUCCUUAGUACAAGCUCCUAUUAUUGAAAUCCCUCCACAAGGGGUUUUGCCACGUUGUUCAGCACGGCUUAGAGUCGGCUCUUUUUGCCCUUAACCUAGUGAUUUUAUCGAGGAUGUAAUGGCAGUACUAAUAAGCUGCUUGGAUGGAUACUCGUGUGAUUCCACGAAAACCCGCUGUGAAAAUUCAUGAAAAUGGCAAAGAAGCGUUCGCGUACGAAUGGUAAACAAAACUAGGAAAACCUGUGUACAGAAGAAAGAUAUUAACAAAUUUCUAAAAUGUAACUUUGAAUCAGACAUAAAGAUUUAAUUGUGGUGUAAAGUCAACAUUAUAGUCGGUAACUCAGGUUAAAUUUUCUGCUGUUUAAUAGUUAAGGAAAAUAAAGAUUUUAAUACAUUAGGACAUUAAAUAAUGGAAACAACAAAAAUUAAUAAAGUAUCAAGAAAUACGUGUAAUCUGCUACAUAAAAAAAUUAGUAUUAGAUCUUUUAAGCAUGAUGUAAAUUCUUAUCAAGAGGUAUUCAUUUGUACCCUUUUAAAAGAAGUAUUUAAUCACAAAUUGUGAUAAGCAGUAAAAAGAUAAAUAUAGGGAUAUAAGACACAUGUUGGAGUUAUAUGGAAUAAUUGUAUAAAACCUUAUGGUCUUCAAAUAAAGUACAGUUAUAUGAUUCAUAUAUAAAACUGGAAAAAUGUAUUCAAAUAACAUCACGAACAGAAGAUUAUAUCAUAGAGGACAAAUUGAUGUAAUAGAUAUGCCAGUACAAUUCACAUGUAAUUAUAAAUAUUUUUUUGUUUAUGAAGAUCAAAUAUCUAAAUUUGUAGUAUUAAAAGGCUUACGUGAAAAUACAGCAAAUGAAGUAGCUAUAAAGCUCAUGGAUAUAUUAACUAUUAUUGGAGCACCGCAAGUUUUACAAAGUAGAAAUGGACGUAAUUUUGCAGAGCAAGUUGUAAAAGAAUUGCGUUUAUUGUGGAAGGAUUUUAUAAUACUUCAUGGAGAAAUUUUAGAGAAUAAAGAAAACAGCAGAAAUUUUAAGGAUUUACUUGAAGAUUGGGUACGGGAUAACCCAACAAAGACAUGGUACGAAGCUUUAAAACAUGUACAGAUUAUGCAGAAUUCGACGUUUCAUUGUGAAAGCGGAAAAAUUCCUUAUGAAAUAUUAUUUGGACGAAAUGUUCACGUAGAAUUUCAAAAGCAAACUAGUACUGUAGAUUCAAAAGAAAAUAUAUGGGCAGAAGAAGAAUGGUUUAAUACGAAAGAUGACGGUAAGAAGGAUGGAAAUGAAAACUUAACUGAGGAUUCAAGCAUGAGGGAUGCAGAUAGUUCAAGGGAUUUUGACAAUGACUCCUACAGUGAUGUUAAAGAUGAUCCUCAAAGAGACACUCCUGGUUUUAAUUUUGUUAAUGUUAGAAGUGAAUCCUUAAAUAUGCAUACUGAAGAUUCAACAUUUGAGGAUGAAUCAGUGGCAGAAGAUAAAAUAAAGAUAGAAACUCAAGAUUUAAAAUGUACAGUUUGUCAGAAACAGUAUAUGAAGCCUGGUCAUUUAAAAAAUCAUAUGAAAACACACAUAAAGAGAAGAAAGUUGGAAUGCAAACUCUGUAACAAAAAAUUUCAUGUUUUAAAUUUAUAUGAAAAACAUGUAAGGCAAUCUCACAAACUCAAAUUAUUCAAUUUGAGUAGAACCAGAAGGAGUAAGGAUUUACAAGACGAUUCGAUGUUAGAUGAAAAACCGCCUGAAUCAAAGUGUUUUUCGGAUGGAACUUUGAGCGAUACAGAAUCCAAUGUAACUGAUAAAUCUCCGAAAACAACAAAAGAAAGGAAAAAGGUCCCUACAGAGAAUCGGCCAUUAAAAAUGAACGGAGACCCAGGUCUGAAAUGUACAUAUUGUAAUCAAAAAUUUAAUUUUCCUAGUGUACUGAAAAGACACAUGCGAUCUCACACAAACGAAAGACCGUAUAUAUGUGAAAUUUGUAAUAAAAGUUUUAAACAAUUGGGUCACCUUAGUCAGCAUACAUUAACGCACAAGGAUUAUCGUUCUUUCCACUGUACAGUUUGCGGGGUACAAUUCGAGACGUUGAGCUCGUUAAAAGUCCACACUCAAACACACAAGGAAGACUAUGUUUCAAAAACUAAAGAGCAUUUUCGUUUAUUCGAAUGCGAUAAUUGUAAGAAAGUGUUCACUACUAAAAGUGUUUUGGAGAGGCACAUACUUACCCAUUCCCAAGAACGUCAAUUCGCUUGUGUAGUUUGUGGAAAAAGAUUCAAACAGGCAGGACACGUGAAGUCUCAUAUGUUGGUGCAUACAGGUGAACGAAAGUUUGAAUGCACUGUAUGCAAAAAGAGAUUCAGUCUUUCGAAUUCUCUUAAGAAACAUAUGUACGUACAUAAUGGGGAGAAGCCAUAUCAGUGCGACGUGUGCGGUGCACGGUUCCUCGAGAAGAGAAAUCUAAAUGGGCAUCUAAUGACUCACACGAACGAGCGUCCGUUUCGCUGUAAAAUUUGUGGAAAACGGUAUACUUUGGCGGAUACUCUGCGUCGCCAUAUAAGUGCAGCUCAUGAAGAUGGCCGCACGUAUCAGUGUGAAAUUUGUGCAAAAAUGUUUAAGCAACUUGCUCAUUUAUCUGUUCACAAAAAGGUUCACAAUGAUGAGCGACCAUUCCAGUGUCAUUUGUGCGAGAAAAACUUCAAGCAUAAAAAUGUGCUUAAAUCUCACUUGGCCAUACAUGCUAAUGUCAGGCCAUUUGAAUGUGAUGUGUGUAAGGCUACGUUUGUAAGAAAGACGAAUUUACAAACGCAUAUCGCAUCAGCUCAUAUGAACGAGAGACCGUAUGUUUGUAAUAUAUGCGAAAAACGAUUCAAACAAAUUAGUCAUUUAAAUGGUCACAUUGUAGUACACAGUAAUUUAAUGCCUUAUCAAUGUGAUUUCUGUGAUCGGCGAUGUAAUAGACUGGAUAAUUUGAAAAAGCAUAUGCGUCUUCAUACGAAGAACAAAGAACAAAUAGUAUAAGAGUAUUAUUCGAUACAAAACAUUUGCAAAUUGUUUCAAUGUGAAACUGAAAGUGUAUACAGUAAUGCUCGGUUGAAUUUCACUACGUUCGGAAGCUAGCAGUGAAAUUCUCGCGAGCAGGGUAGCGUUUGUAUUCAGCUGGGUACAGACGAGCGCGCCGCGGUUGCAACGCGGCAUGGAAGCGAACAUGUCACGCGGCAAUACUGUAAUGCCGCGCAACGAACCAAUUUCUGUCGGUCUUUUGUGCGAACACAAAGGGGUUCCUUGCCGCAUUGUGGACGGUUUUCUUCGGGUUUGCCGCGGCAUCUAUUUGAGGUGCGUCUGUCUUAUUUCUUUUCAUUGAAUUCAUUUCCUGUCCCUGUCUACUGAAAUCAGGUUUCACCGAGCUGAGCUGAGCUCGCUGCGCUGACAGGUGGGGGAAGAGUGGGGCUGGAUGUGGAAAUUUAACCGAGCAGAUUUUAGUGAAAUUCAACCGAGCAUUACUCUAUUAACAGUAAAAUCAAAUUAAUUUUAAACUGAUUAAUUUACGUUCGCAUGAAACUUGUAGUAUAUUAUUUGUAACCAUGCAUGUACUUCUAUGUAGCUAGUAUACAUAUACUUGUAGGUUUUACAUAUUUUUUUAUCUUGAGCAGAAUCUCAUACCACUUAUAAAAGUUCUAUUCUUUUGAAAAAAUGAAAAAGAAACAAACGAAGAUUGGUGUAAAAGAAAAUUUCACUGUAAUGUAGCUACAAGUUUUAAUAUACUUUGUGUUACUAAUUAUAAACUUUACAGCAGUCUAAACAUAAUUAGGAUUAAGAUGUAUAAUUUUACUGUAUAAAUAUAGAAGAGAAAUUUUUAACUGAAAUCAAACCCUUAAGUUAUACAUGUAAGUACUUUGUGUAUUUAAAAAAAAUAUGAAUAGUAAAAUACUUUUUAUAUAGAGUAUGAUA
Osmia bicornis bicornis is the source of this 4562-nucleotide messenger RNA. Its product is annotated as zinc finger protein 85-like. Gene Ontology annotation, cellular component: nucleus. Gene Ontology annotation, biological process: regulation of transcription by RNA polymerase II; DNA integration. The record is from RefSeq and is a predicted model, not a curated record. The transcript has 3 exons. Gene Ontology annotation, molecular function: DNA-binding transcription factor activity, RNA polymerase II-specific; RNA polymerase II transcription regulatory region sequence-specific DNA binding. Lineage: Eukaryota; Metazoa; Arthropoda; Insecta; Hymenoptera; Megachilidae. Bases 1317 to 3632 code for a protein of 771 amino acids.